Messenger RNA from Cucurbita maxima (winter squash), 1079 nucleotides. RefSeq names its product thioredoxin-like 3-2, chloroplastic. The coding region runs from base 240 to 848 and encodes 202 amino acids. The transcript is spliced from 5 exons. Gene Ontology annotation, cellular component: chloroplast stroma. The record is from RefSeq and is a predicted model, not a curated record. NCBI's taxonomy places the organism in Eukaryota, Viridiplantae, Streptophyta, Magnoliopsida, Cucurbitales, Cucurbitaceae.
UUUUCUUUUCCUUUUUGUUUUCUUCAACAAAAUCAAUUGGCGUUUCUUUCAGGUUUCUUUCAGGUUUUAGGAGGUCGAUCGGAACAAUCUCUGAACUACUCUGAAUCUCCUGGUGGGACUCCACCGAAACCCUAUCUAAGCCGCCGCCGCCGCCGUCGCAGUCGCCAUCUCCACCCCGAUUUAACCCACCAGCCGCUGUCCUCUGAAUUUUUCUCUCCUUUUUCCGUUUUCCAUCUGAAAUGGUGAAAGCUUUGCCUCUUCACCUCGGGAGCGUGAAAAUUUUUCCCAAAUUCGACGGUUCUUUUGAUCUUCCUUCGCUUCCACUGCUCCCGCCCGCGAGGCUCCCCGCCUCUGGUUUCAACAAGCUUCCUCUGUCCCGCAAAUUUCCGCCGCUUUCCCAGAAAGUUUAUGUGACUGAUGAGAAGGUUUCGCUGCUUGGAGCUUGGACGCAAGAGAGUUCCCUGAAAUUUCGAGAUGAAUCGCCUGUUUCGAUGGAGCUCCAGUCCAUUAGCAGCGAACUUGAAUUCGAUCAGGCUAUUGCAGAUGCGGAGGAACACAACGGGCUCGUGAUUCUUGUAUGGAUGGCUAACUGGUGCAGAAAUUAUAUUUAUUUGAUACCCCAAUUGGAAAGAUUGGCUGCUGAUUAUUGCCCCAGAUUGCAGUUCUACUGCAUUGAUGUCAAUAUGGUGCCACACAAGCUAGUUGUUCGUGCCGGAUUAGCUAAGAUGCCAGCAAUUCAGCUAUGGAAGGAUGGUAAGAAACAAGACGAGGUAAUUGGUCUCUACAAAGCAUAUUUAGUUGUCAACGACGUUCAAAAAAUGAUCGAACGUGAGCUAAAAGGCGAGUGACUUACGAUUCAUUUUUACCCUCAUCCUCUUGGCCACUUAGUGUAUUUGAAUUGAUUGAUAGCAUCUCAUAAAAAUUCCCUUCUGCUUACAUUCAUCAACAUAAAGAACACGGCCUAGCUGGCCUUCUGAAGCCUUCUGAAAAUAUUAGUUGGUUGCUUCAGUAUGAUACCUGUCACGAAAUAUCGAUUUUUCUCGGUUAUAAUAAUUCUUCAAAAUUGAUGGUUGUUUUAA